AUGUUGGGGAAACUAUUCAACCUCACCUCGGGGACGGCCGCUGCAGCAUCGCCCCAGGAAGAGUACAUCCCAGUCAACGUGUCGCCCGAGUCCAUCCAGGAAGAGAUACAUACGCGCAGCCUCCUGUUUCCGGACGCUCAGACACUCUUCAACCAGGAUCAGGUGUUUCCGCUCUCUUCAGCUUCAUCACUGCCGCCGAGCACCACGAGCACCUUCGAUUAUGACGGCGAUAUCGAUUUGGAUGCGCGAGAUGUGCGGGUUAUUAUCAUGCAGGAUAGUCUGGGGGCUGUCAACCCGUCGUUACUGUUUGACAGUCAUCCCGCACCGGCUGUACCCGCACCCGAGUCACGCCAGUCGCCCGGGACUCCGCAUAACCAGACUUUCAUGAAGGACCUCCGCCGGAAUCCAACCUCCCCGAGGAAGACGAGCUUGAGUCAGACGAGGCCCAUGGUCAUCCAACCGGACAGCCCGCAACAGCGGCAGGGCGCAUUCGACCGGCGGCCGUCCUUCCAGGCGCGCAACUACAGCUCGCCUGAGAGCGAGGCACAGCGUGCCGCCAGAGAAUACCGCGAGGAGCUGUCAAGUUUCACCAGUUGCAUCUUUGCGAACACCGAGGUCAUGUCCUAUAAAGGAACUUCAACAAAGGUCCAUAUCGUGCCUAGCGACAGCCGACCCGAGGUAGCGAGUUCAUUCGUGGGGGAUGGCAAAGGUUCCAUGGGCAGGGCGAGCAUGCGUUCCAGUCGACUCUCGCAGUCGUUCACAUCUGAGGCGGCCGCAGCCCCGUUCUCGCCAUCCAACGCGACGAACAGGGCGGGUGACCGCAAGAAGAUUCUGGUCACUCGCCUAUUUCCUGUCAACCUCCCAAUAGACGACCCAGAGUCUCCAAAUGCCGGCGUGACGCCCCAUAGUCGCUUCUCCGAGGAUGGCAGCGGGUUCCCCUUUCCGUGCUCUCCAGAUGACUCUGGCGUCAAGAAGAAGAAGUUGCAGCCUAAGCAGAAGCGGACUCCCAUGUACGCUGUGGCCUUGGUUCUUCAACUACCGCCGGACCCUACACCUUCGGCCACCCUGGGUACCAAGCCUACAUUCCGUGGCCCGAGCUCCUACACCGAGCAGGACUCAUUCCCAUCAUCCUUCAGCUCAGCCCGCCGUGCUGGUUGGACCAUGGUGGGCACGGGCGCGGCUGAUUCCUUCGAGUCUAGCUACGGCAAUGAAGUAGAAGACAAGAUGGAUGCAAUCACGCAACAUUGGGACAUCAUCAUGAGAACUUUGACGCACCUUCAGUCUGUCGUUGCCACCACGUUGUUCCCUAUGCUGAAACAAGCGGACUACCUGUCUCCGGAUCCGCAUCAGCCAGCAGCCUCGGCGCAGGUCGUCAGGAAUUCAUCGGUCAACGGUAGACGGGGAUCCAACGCCUCACUUAUGCAGAUGAAGCCUGCAAAGACCAAUGCCAAAUUGGUUACCCUUCAGCCAAACUGCCUGAUGCAGGAGCAGCAUCUCAGCCGCGCGGUCGACACAGCGCGCGUGCGCAUUGUGUCGGGCCUGCGGGCAACGAGGGUAGUGACAGGACAAGGACGCUGGGGCCCCUGGCGAGAGGAAGCGAGAUGGGUUGCCAAAUAUGCUGGAGCAAAAGAGCAAGGUUUCUUCUUCUUCAACCUUCUGACGGGGUUUCUCGCAACCCACACGGAUUGGCUCCAAGCAUUAAGUCCCAUCUGGUACCGGAGACGACACUACCAGCAACAGAAGGCAAAGAGCGAGGAGGACACAUCAUUACCCUCGCGGACCAUUAUUGUUUCCAACAACAAGAUGGCUGCAAGGCGCCUCAUUUUUCUGCUGUCCGCCUUUCUCCCAGCUAAUCAGCAGCUGCCCACCAUUCGAGCUCAGAGGCCAAACACGUCGGCUUCGUUCUCACAUUCGCCCCCUUCAUAUAUCAUUCCAAUCCUGAAGGAAGAGUCUCUGCGCCGGAAAAUCAACCGACGCCCUGGCGGCCAAAGAGAAAGGGGCGCGUCGCACCAACGCAGCUUCAGCAUACAGUCACAGGCUACCACGAGAUCUGUCACUGGUAUACCCGCACAACUGGACCAUCUAAGCAUGGAUAGCCACCAUCGUCGGAGACCAUCGGAUGCUACCCUGUUUAAGCCAAUGACAGCGACGACACAUGGAAGUGACCUGAACACCCGAAAGAGUAGUGCAGCAACCACGCACACCAUCACCCCGGAUGCUGCCAUUCCGCACUUCUCGAGCGUCCAUCGAAGUAACACGCGGAGAACUAACAGACCGGGCAGCAGUGGGAGUAUGGCUGCCGAUGACCUGAAACGCACCCUGAGAAGAGGCGACAGCACAGGGCACGCCAGCAUGGCCAGUAUUGAUUCUAGCCGCCGGAGUUCUCACUGGGGGAGUGUUAUCAGUGGACUCUGGAGUGCAAGGCGCCGGGACUCGACAGCUAGUACCACACAGACUCUGGAUUUCACAACAAGCCGUGACAGCCCGUUGCAAUCUCCGACAAAGCCGGCAGAAAGAAUGGACAGGCUGGCGGAAAUGGUUAGCGAAAUAGCGGUGGAAACUCCAACUCGAGACGACUUCGAAGUGGAUCAGGUGCCUCCCGAAGGCCUUGCAGCUCAGCCCGACACUCCUCGUACAGUAGAGCGUAAGAUCCCGACCGAAGAGACUGCCAAGCGGACCCCUGACCCCUCAGGAGCUUUUGAGUCUCCGGUGAAAACCUCAAUUUCCGCAGAUGAUGGCGUGAUCGAUGUUGAUGUCCAAUUCCCAGACUAUUUGACGUCUUUUGAAUCUGCUAUCAGCUCUCCGUCAAGCAGCGGCUAUCUUUCUACCCCUGGUUUUGGUACCGGGGUGGACAGCUUUGAGCAGUUUUCGAGGGUUGCCAUAGACGGGGAGGCCCCGCUCAACGUAGCCGGAUGGUUGCAGCAAUUCCAUCCGGACUUUUCGUUGCAGGCGAUUCCUCCGCAGUCGGACCUUUUUGAGAAGGUCAAGGAGUCUCUGAAGGCAGAGCCGACUCCUUCUUAUCAUACUCAGCAGCUCCCUGUUGCGUGGCCCGCCGAGCAGUGGGUGGACGUCAGCAGUGCUAUCAUUGCGGACACCACAAACUUUACCAUCAAGCGAGUCAGCUUCCGUAGACUUGUGAAGCCCAAAGUACCCUCGGACGGAAGCAGUGGGCAACGCUUGUCGAGUUCCACCAACCCGUACAGCUCUUCAAUGAUAACCCCUGCUCUGUCACCAUACGAGCAACCUCUGAAAGAGAAGUUUGAGGAAGAGGUCCUAUUUACCUGGGACGAAUCCUUGAUUGAAGCUGUGGAGCGGGUUAUUGCACAGACAGUGCAUAACAGUCAAGAGAACUCGGCGAACUCGUCACGGUCUGUUAGCAAAAGGCGAGAACGACGGGAUAGUGAAGUUUCUGAGCCAGGAUUGCCUGACCUGUCACCGAAUCAGCCUGAAGCCCUGGAGGUGCCUCGCGCAGAGUGCAAGACAGUUGUCCUGUCUGCUCUCGAAAACAUCGUGCAGAACGUGGUUGAUCAGAGGGAGAGACAGGGCCGCUCCGCUUCUGGGAAGGUCACUUAUGAGACUUCAAGUGAGAAGGAGAGUGUGCUGAAAGGUGCAGUCAGGACGUGGCUCGAAGAGGUUGAGCUUGGGGACGCAUGA
Molecule: messenger RNA, 3654 nt
Organism: Neoarthrinium moseri
Lineage: Eukaryota; Fungi; Ascomycota; Sordariomycetes; Amphisphaeriales; Apiosporaceae
Exons: 1
Coding region: 1-3654 (1217 amino acids)
Cellular component (GO): cytoplasm
Molecular function (GO): ATPase inhibitor activity; protein-folding chaperone binding
Source: RefSeq, a predicted model, not a curated record